AUGAACUCUGGAAAGGGAACAUGGGCACACACUCUUCCCCCGAGAGAUCCAAAAGGGGAGGACACCGAGAAUCGCACCGCGUUCCUGCAGGACAACCUCCCUCUGUAUCUGUUCCUCCUCUCUCAAACACGUGCCGAUAUGUCGCCUUCAAGCAUAGAGCCGACGGAAGCGUGCAUAACGAUGUUGGCAGCAAUCCACCUUGUUGGGAGCUCGCGGGUGCUCGGCGGUAGCCAGUGCAAACUCAUCUCCACUUCACUCUUCGCAUGCACGAAGACGCUCCUCAUCCUCUCUUUUCCCUUGCACCAAAUCGCAAGAUCGCAUCUUGGAGGCCCCGAGACUACGAUGGCAAACACGAAGAGCCCGCUUAAGUUGGAUGCGGCCUUGCCAGAGCGCCCGCAAGAAGAGCCCGACUCUUCAAGCAUCAAACAGUCCCAUGCACAGAGACAGGCCGACGACUCUGGCAAAUGGUAUGGAUAUCCUGAGCCAAAUUACAAUGAUACUGGCCGUUUUAGUGAUGGCCAGAUGGGAAAUGGCCAAAGCCGCAUUCAAGGACGCCGCCGCCGACGCCGACGAAGACGAGGGCGCCCACGAGCCUCUCCAGAAAUAGCACCUCCUCAAGCAGACAGCGUCUCAGAGGAUGACGAGAAUGACCAAGCCCAGCCAGAGACCAUCCCCUCGGAUGGUGUAUCCCCAGUUUCCGGCAACGUCUCCCCCUCGCAGUUGAAGAUAGUUGGGGACCAAGAACCCAACCUGCAACAGGACCUUUCUCGUUCCCCAACCGAGCCCGAAGCCACCGAUGAACAAUCCAAGACUAAAAAUGAGUCUUGGCGCCAGCCCGAAGGAGAAAAGGACAUCACCAAGUUCCGUUUUCCGGUCAAGGGCGACGGCAGCUUGCUCAGGUACCUACGUGAACCACGCAGGCCUGCCAUCAACUGGGGCCCUUUGAUGGGGGGCCGACGUGUCGAGUACAAGAAAUUGCCUUGA
This is a messenger RNA of Fusarium vanettenii 77-13-4, 984 nucleotides long. RefSeq lists its product as uncharacterized. The transcript is spliced from 3 exons. Bases 1 to 984 code for a protein of 327 amino acids. NCBI's taxonomy places the organism in Eukaryota, Fungi, Ascomycota, Sordariomycetes, Hypocreales, Nectriaceae. The record is from RefSeq and is a predicted model, not a curated record.